This is a messenger RNA of Punica granatum (pomegranate), 12332 nucleotides long. The record is from RefSeq and is a predicted model, not a curated record. Lineage: Eukaryota; Viridiplantae; Streptophyta; Magnoliopsida; Myrtales; Lythraceae.
ACUUUUUCGGACAUUGAGGCCGAGAGCAGAGCGGUUCUGUUCACCGGAAAAUUGAAAGCCCAGACGGACGGGAAAUCCUCUCUCUCUCUCUCUCUCUCUCUCUCUCUCUCUGGUUCAAGAACCCUUCACUGGACGAAGAACCCUUGACUUCAUAAACCCUAAAUUUCUCACUCGAUUCAAUUCUCUCAGUAAAUUCUUCCCUUGCCCGUUCCUCUUCCUCCCCACCCUUCUCUCAGUCUCGUGCCAUGCUGCUGGCAGUUUAUUGCGAUCGAGAGCUUCACGGCGGUGCCCCUGUAUAGCUGCCCGGCGAGGGACUUCAGGGACUGCUAUCCAACGUUCGAUCCUGCUGGGGCUUCGGAAAGCUAGGGUUUUUAUGGUUUCUUCCCUCCUGGAAUUACUAAACCAUGGGUCCAAUUCAGAAUUUCGAGUCGCAUUCGCGGCAGCUGCUGGACCCCGAUGUCAGCGUCUCUCCUGGGCUAACACCAAUGCAGGCGAGGCACAAUCUCGCAGUGGAGGUACGGGACAGCCUCGAGAUAGCCCAUACGGCGGAAUAUCUGAAUUUUCUAAAGUGGUACUUCCAGGCGUUCUCCAUGAUAUUAUUAAAAAUCACGAAACCACAAUCCAGUGAUAAUACGGAGCACAAGCUUCGUAAUGUGAUAGUGGAAAUACUGAACCGUCUGCCGCACAGUGAAGUCCUGCGGCCAUUCGUUCAGGACCUACUGAAGGUUGCCAUGCAAGUUCUCACUACUGACAACGAGGAGAACGGCUUAAUCUGCAUUAGGAUUAUAUUUGAUUUGCUGAGAAAUUUUAGGCCGACUUUAGAAACUGAGGUGCAGCCAUUUCUAGACUUUGUGUGCAAGAUUUACCAGAAUUUCAGUGCGACUGUCAGCCAUUUCUUUGAGAGCGGAGCAGUGAAAAGUGAAGAUGUCCGCCCAAUGGAUACUUCUGAUCAAGGAAUUUCUCCUCCUGGUACUGUGUACAGUGGAACUGGAGAGCUAAACCCAAGCACUCGGUCCUUCAAGAUAGUCACAGAAAGUCCACUUGUGGUCAUGUUUUUAUUUCAAUUAUAUGGCCGGCUUGUGCAGACAAAUAUACCUCACUUGUUGCCUCUGAUGGUUGCUGCUAUAUCUGUUCGUGGUCCUGAAAAGGUUCCUCCCCAUCUAAAACCUCAUUUCCUUGAGCUAAAGGGUGCUCAGGUUAAGACUGUUUCUUUUCUGACUUAUUUGCUGAAGAGUUUUGCGGAUUAUAUUAGACCACAUGAGGAAAGCAUAUGUAGAAGUAUUGUGAACCUGCUUGUAACGUGUUCCGAUUCUGUAUCUACCAGAAAGGAAUUGUUAGUUGCGUUAAAGCACGUUCUGGGGACGGAUUUUAAGAGGGGCUUAUUUCCUCUAAUUGACACACUUUUGGAAGAGAGAGUGCUAGUAGGACCUGGUCGGGCAUGCUUUGAGACCUUGAGGCCAUUAGCUUAUAGUUUACUGGCAGAGAUUGUGCAUCAUGUUCGUGGGGAUCUCUCCCUCUCACAGUUAUCGCGGAUUAUAUACUUAUUCUCAAGCAACAUGCACGAUGCCUCACUGUCACUUAGCAUUCAUACAACGUGUGCUAGGCUGAUGUUGAAUCUGGUGGAGCCAAUUUUUGAGAAAGGUGUUGAUCAGCCAUCUAUGGAUGAAGCCCGUAUAUUACUGGGACGUAUACUGGAUGCAUUUGUCGGGAAGUUCAGUACUUUCAAGCGUACCAUUCCCCAGUUGUUGGAGGAAGGGGAAGAUGGAAAGGAACGAGCAACUUUGAAGGCUAAACUUGAACUUCCAGUACAGGCAGUUCUCAAUAUGCAGGUUCCUAUAGAGCAUGCAAAGGAGGUGAAUGAUUGUAAGCAUUUGAUUAAGACAUUGGUGAUGGGAAUGAAGACAAUUAUAUGGAGUAUAACUCAUGCCCAUAUCCCUAGACCUCAGGUUUCUUCUUCUGCACAUGGAACUCAUCAACAGGUGCUUGUUUCACCUUCUACCAGUAUGCCAGCAUCGCAAGGUUUUAAAGGGAUGCGAGAAGAUGAGGUAUCAAAAGCUGCCGGUGUUCUAAAGAGUGGUGUUCAUUGCUUGGCCCUCUUCAAAGAGAAGGAUGAGGAAAGGGAAAUGCUCCACCUGUUCUCUCAGAUAUUGGCAAUCAUGGAACCUCGGGAUCUUAUGGACAUGUUCUCUCUGUGCAUGCCUGAGCUUUUUGAGUGCAUGAUCUCAAACACUCAAUUGGUUCAUAUAUUCUCUACUCUCCUGCAAGCAAAUAAAGUGUACCGGCCAUUUGCUGAUGUUUUGGUCAAUUUCCUUGUGAGUAGCAAACUUGAUGUCUUGAAGAAUCCUGAUUCACCAGCUGCAAAGCUGGUGUUGCAGCUCUUUUGGUUCAUAUUUGGUGCUGUUGCCAAAGCUCCAGCAGAGUUCGAGAGGAUCCUACAGCCUCAUGUUCCUGUCAUAAUGGAAACUUGCAUAAAAAGCGCGACUGAAGUGGAAAAGCCUCUUGCUUAUAUGCAACUUCUUCGAAUGAUGUUUCGGCCGCUUUCAGGAUGCAAAUUUGAACUCCUACUCCGAGAAUUGGUUCCUAUGUUGCAACCUUGCUUGAACAUGCUUUUAACUAUGCUGGAGGGUCCCACUGGAGAAGAUAUGAGGGACCUGUUGCUGGAGCUAUGCUUGACUUUGCCUGCACGAUUGAGCUCGUUAUUGCCUUAUUUAACUCGGCUUAUGAAGCCUCUGGUUUGGUGUCUCAAGGGAAGCGAUGACUUAGUCAGUUUGGGUUUGAGGACACUCGAGUUCUGGGUUGAUAGUCUGAAUCCUGAUUUCCUGGAACCUAGUAUGGCUAACGUAAUGUCUGAGGUUAUCUUAGCCUUGUGGUCUCACUUGAGACCUCCACCUUAUCCUUGGGGUGGAAAGUCACUGCAACUCCUUGGCAAGUUGGGUGGUCGCAAUAGGCGUUUCCUCAAAGAGCCCCUUGCCCUCGAGUGCAAGGAUAAUCCAGAACACGGGCUUCGUUUGAUUCUUACUUUUGAACCCCAAACGCCAUUUCUGGUUCCUUUGGAUCGGUUUAUAAAUCUUGCAGUAGCAGCUGUUAUGAACAAAAAUGGCGGAAUUGAUGCCUUCUACAGGAAGCAAGCUUUGAAAUUUCUUCGCGUUUGCCUAUCAUCUCAGCUUAAUUUGCCUGGAAAUGUUGCUGAUGAGGGCUAUACUCCCAAGCAGUUGUCCACCUUAUUGGUGUCUAACGUUGAUGCUUCUUGGCGGAGGUCUGAGUCCUUGGAUAUAAAGGCAGACUUAGGGGUGAAGACGAAGACUCAACUUAUGGCUGAAAAGUCUGUCUUCAAGAUUCUCUUGAUGACCAUUAUUGCUGCCAGUGCAGAACCUGAUCUACAUGAUCCCAAAGAUGACUUCCUAUCUAGCAUUUGUCGCCACUUUGCGAUGAUAUUUUAUAUUGACCACUUGUCAAGUAAUCCUGCUGCCGGGGCUCCUAGCAUUUCGUCAACUGCCAGUGUCAGCACCAGAUCAAGGAGUAGCGGUUCUAACUUGAAAGAAUUGGAUCCCUUGAUAUUUUUGGACGCUCUCGUUGAUGUUCUCGCCGAUGAAAACAGGCUUCGUGCCAAAGCUGCCGUUAGUGCGUUGAAUGUGUUUGCUGAAACUCUCCUCUUUCUUGCUCGUACAAAACAUGCUGAUGUUAUGAUGUCUAGAGCAGGACCUAGUACCCCGAUGAUUGUUUCUAGCCCAUCAAUGAAUCCUGUCUACUCUCCACCACCUAGUGUUAGGAUUCCCGUCUUUGAGCAACUGCUGCCUCGUCUCUUGCAUUGUUGCUAUGGGAACACUUGGCAAGCACAGAUGGGCGGCGUGAUGGGACUCAGUGCAUUGGUUGGAAAAGUGACUGUUGAGACUUUGUGCCUUUUCCAAGUUAAAAUUGUGCGGGCUCUGGUGUAUGUUCUUAAGAAGCUUCCCACUUAUGCGACAAAGGAGCAAGAAGAGACUAGUCAAGUGCUUACACAAGUCCUUCGCGUAGUGAAUAAUGUUGAUGAUGCGAACAGUGAACCACGGAAGCAGAGUUUUCAAGGGGUGGUUGAAUUCCUUGCUCAAGAGUUAUUUAAUUCCAAUGCAUCUUUAACUGUGAGAAAGAACGUGCAGUCUUGUUUGGCUCUGUUGGCCAGUCGGACUGGUAGUGAGGUAUCAGAGCUGCUUGAACCGCUUUAUCAACCUCUUCUUCAGCCCCUUAUAGUGCGGCCACUUCGUUCUAAGACUAUUGAUCAACAGGUGGGAACCGUUACUGCUUUAAAUUUUUGCUUGGCAUUGAGGCCUCCUCUUCUGAAGCUGACUCAGGAGUUGGUUAGCUUUCUUCAAGAAGCUCUACAAAUCGCAGAGGCUGAUGAAAAUGUCUGGGUUGUGAAGUUCAUGAACCCGAAAGUUGCUACAUCUCUAAACAAACUUCGCACUGCUUGCAUUGAGCUAUUGUGCACCACGAUGGCAUGGGCAGAUUUCAAAACACCAAAUCAUUCCGAAUUACGUGCUAAGAUUAUAUCUAUGUUUUUCAAGUCGUUGACGUGUAGGACGCCAGAGAUUGUUGCUGUUGCAAAGGAAGGUCUCCGGCAGGUUAUCAAUCAGCAACGGAUGCCUAAAGAACUUCUGCAAAGCAGCCUCAGGCCUAUAUUGGUCAAUUUGGCCCAUACCAAAAAUCUUAGUAUGCCCCUCCUGCAAGGCUUGGCUCGCCUCCUUGAGCUUUUAUCCAAUUGGUUCAAUGUCACUUUGGGCGGCAAGCUGUUAGAGCACCUAAAGAAAUGGUUGGAACCUGAGAAACUUGCACAAAGUCAGAAAUCAUGGAAGGCUGGUGAAGAACCGAAAAUUGCUUCUGCCAUAAUUGAACUUUUCCACCUGCUUCCAAAUGCUGCUUCUAAGUUCCUUGAUGAACUUGUUACCUUGACCAUUGAUUUGGAAGGGGCCCUUCCUCCGGGACAAGUGUAUAGUGAAAUUAACAGCCCCUACCGCUUGCCGCUCACAAAGUUCCUGAACAAAUAUGCAGCACAGGCCGUUGAUUAUUUUCUUGCCCGACUAGGUCAGCCCAAAUAUUUUCGGCGGUUUAUGUAUAUAAUUCGUUCUGAUGCGGGCCAAACUUUGCGAGAUGAACUUGCAAAGUCGCCGCAGAAAAUACUUGCGAAUGCUUUUCCUGAAUUCAUGCCAAAAUCUGAACCUGCAACCGGCCCUGGUUCCACUGCAACCCCAGCUGCAGGAGGUGAUGAAGGAGGAGCUGCUCCCCCGCCUGAUGGUUCUAAGUUACCAGCUUCUGGCCCUGCUUCAACUUCUGAUGGGUAUUUUCAGGGUCUGGCUCUUAUAAAAACACUGGUGAAAUUAAUACCUGGUUGGUUGCAGAGUAAUAGGAUUGUCUUUGAUACUCUGGUACAUAUAUGGAAAUCACCUGCGAGAAUAGCUCGAUUGCGAAAUGAACAGGAGUUGGAUUUGGUGCAAGUAAAAGAAAGCAAAUGGCUUGUCAAGUGCUUCUUGAACUACCUGCGGCAAGGCAAUACUGAAUUAAAUGUUCUUUUUGACGUUCUCUCCAUCUUCCUGUUCCACACUCGCAUUGACUUCACUUUUCUGAAGGAAUUUUACAUCAUCGAGGUUGCGGAAGGCUAUCCACCUGCUAUGAAGAAGUCAAUUCUCCUGCAUUUUCUGAACCUUUUCCAAUCGAAACAAUUAGGACACAGUCACUUGGUGGUGGUAAUGCAGAUGCUCAUUCUUCCUAUGCUUGCGCAUGCUUUUCAGAAUGGCCAAACCUGGGAAGUCAUUGAUGCUGGCAUCAUAAAAACAAUUGUCGAGAAGCUUCUUGAUCCUCCUGAAGAGGUUUCUGCUGAGUAUGAUGAACCUCUUAGAAUAGAGCUUCUGCAGCUUGCCACAUUACUACUUAAAUAUCUCCAAACUGAUCUCGUCCAACAUAGGAAAGAACUCAUCAAGUUUGGCUGGAAUCAUCUCAAACGAGAGGAUAGUGCCAGUAAGCAGUGGGCCUUUGUCAAUGUUUGCCAUUUUCUGGAGGCUUAUCAGGCCCCGGAAAAGAUAAUACUCCAGGUUUUUGUUGCACUUCUUAGAACGUGCCAACCAGAAAAUAAGAUGUUGGUCAAGCAGGCUCUUGAUAUUUUAAUGCCUGCACUACCCCGAAGGUUGCCUCAGGAUCCUCGCAUGCCUAUCUGGAUAAGAUACACAAAGAAGAUACUUGUUGAGGAAGGCCACUCAAUUCCUAAUCUUAUUCAUAUUUUCCAACUCAUUGUCCGCCACUCAGAUCUCUUCUACAGCUGCAGAGCACAGUUUGUGCCUCAGAUGGUAAAUUCUCUAAGCCGCCUGGGGCUUCCUUACAAUACUACUUCAGAGAAUCGGCGCCUUGCAAUUGAACUUGCUGGCUUGGUGGUUGGGUGGGAAAGGCAGAGGCAGAAUGAGAUGAAAGUGGUAGCUGAUCCUGAUGCGCCUGCUCAAAACAGCGAGGGACUUAGUAAUGCUAUUGCCCCAGAUCCCAAACGUCCAGUGGAUGGGCCCGCAUUUUCAGAUGACCUGUCUAAGCGGGUAAAGGUGGAGCCUGGCCUACAAGCAAUCUGUGUCAUGUCCCCAGGAGGGCCCUCGUCUAUCCCGAAUAUAGAGACUCCCGGGCCCAGUGGUCAGCCUGAUGAAGAGUUUAAGCCAAAUGCCGCUAUGGAGGAGAUGAUUAUCAACUUUCUCAUCAGGGUUGCCUUAGUGAUAGAGCCUAAGGACAAGGAAGCGAGCAACAUGUACAAGCAAGCUUUAGAACUCCUUUCACAGGCUUUGGAGGUCUGGCCAAAUGCCAAUGUCAAGUUCAAUUAUCUCGAGAAGCUGCUCAGCAGUAUACAACCUUCUCAGUCAAAGGACCCUUCAACAGCUCUGGCUCAGGGUUUAGAUGUGAUGAACAAGGUUUUGGAGAAACAGCCACACUUAUUCAUCAGGAACAACAUCAAUCAGAUUUCUCAAAUUCUUGAACCCUGCUUCAAAUACAAGAUGUUGGAUGCUGGGAAGUCACUAUGCUCCUUACUGAAGAUGGUUUUCAUUGCUUUUCCAUUGGAUGUUCCUACGACUCCCCAGGAUGUGAAGCUUUUAUAUCAGAAAGUUGAUGAGCUGAUACAGAAGCACAUAAGUGCUGUCACUUCUGUUCAGGCAACUGUUGAAGAUAACUCUUCCAAUUCAAUCAGCUUCGUGUUGCUUGUCAUGAAAACCUUAAAUGAGGUGCAUAAGAACUUUACUGAUCCCCAUAUCUUGGUCCGCAUCCUUCAAAGACUGGCGCGGGAUAUGAGUUCCUCUGCUGGGUCCCAUUUGAAACAGGGUCAAAGAACGGAUGCAGACUCUGCAGUUACCUCUUCACGUCAAGGUGCUGAUGUUGGGGCGGUCAUCUCGAACCUGAAAUCAGCUCUGAAACUUAUUAACGAGAGAGUCAUGCUUGUUCCUGACUGUAAGAGGUCUACAAUCCAGACUUUGAAUGUCCUCUUAUCAGAGAAGGGAACAGAUCCAAGUGUUCUGCUCUGUAUACUUGAUGUAAUCAAGGGGUGGAUUGAAGACGACUUCAACAAAAUGGGCUCGAGUGCAUUUCUUUCUUCGAAGGAAAUAGUUGCUUUUCUUCAGAAGCUCUCACAGGUGGAUAAGCAGAAUUUCUCUCCAAGUGCUCUUGAGGAAUGGGAUAGUAAAUACCUCCAGCUUCUUUAUGGAAUUUGUUCUAAUGAGGCCAAGUAUCCAUUAGCCUUACGCCAAGAGGUGUUUCAGAAGGUAGAGAGACAAUACAUGCUGGGUCUGAGAGCAAGGGAUCCAGAAAUGAGAAAAAAGUUCUUUGCACUUUACAAUGAAUCUAUCGGGAAAACACUGUUUGCGAGGCUACAGUAUAUUAUUCAGAUUCAGGACUGGGAAGCUCUGGGAGAUGUUUUCUGGCUCAAACAAGGUCUUGAUCUCCUUCUUGCAAUACUAGUGGUGGACAAACCUAUUACACUCGCUUCAAAUUCUGCCAGGGUUUCUCCUCUCGUGUCUAGUUCUUCUCCUGAUGAUUCUACGACUACACAGCCCAUGGUCACUGAUGUUCCAGAGGGCUCUGAAGAUGCUCCUUUAACAUUUGACGGGCUGGUUCUUAAGCAUGCCAAAUUUCUCAAUGAGAUGAGUAAGCUUCAGGUGGCGGAUCUUGUUGUUUCCCUGAGAGAGCUUGCUCAUACCGAUCCGAAUGUUGCAUACCAUUUGUGGGUGCUUGUGUUUCCUAUUGUCUGGGUAACUCUACACAAAGAAGAACAGGUAACUUUGGCUAAGCCCAUGAUCACUCUAUUAUCAAAGGACUACCACAAGAAGCAGCAAACGAGCAGACCAAACGUCGUGCAAGCACUUUUAGAAGGACUUCAGUUGAGCCAUCCUCAGCCUCGAAUGCCCAGUGAACUGAUUAAGUACAUUGGCAAAACUUACAAUGCUUGGCAUAUUGCGCUGGCCCUUUUAGAAAGCCAUGUUAUGCUAUUCAUGAAUGAGACCAAAUGCUCUGAAUCUCUUGCUGAGCUCUACCGUUUACUGAAUGAGGAGGACAUGAGAUGUGGUCUGUGGAAAAAGAGAUCUGUUACAGCAGAAACAAAGGCAGGACUUUCUUUAGUUCAACAUGGUUACUGGAAUCGGGCUCAGAGCCUCUUUUAUCAAGCUAUGGUGAAGGCAACUCAGGGAACUUAUAAUAACACUGUCCCCAAGGCAGAGAUGUGUUUAUGGGAAGAGCAGUGGCUUCAUUGUGCUACUCAGCUGAGUCAGUGGGAUGCCCUUGUGGACUUUGGAAAGAGUGUUGAGAAUUAUGAGAUUCUUCUUGACAGUCUCUGGAAACUGCCGGACUGGUCUUACUUGAAGGAUCAAGUGAUCCCCAAGGCCCAGGUAGAGGAAACCCCGAAACUACGGUUAAUUCAGGCGUUCUUUGCUCUUCAUGAUAGAAACACAAAUGGGGUAACAGAUGCUGAGAACAUGGUUGGGAAGGGGGUUGAUCUUGCUUUAGAACAAUGGUGGCAACUCCCUGAAAUGUCAGUUCAUGCAAGGGUUUCCCUCCUACAGCAGUUUCAGCAGCUAGUCGAAGUCCAAGAAUCUGCAAGGGUUCUCAUGGACAUCUCCAAUGGGAACAAGCAACACUCAGGGAAUUCCAUGGUCGGGGCCCAUGGGAGUUUGUAUGCAGAUCUGAAGGAUAUUUUAGAGACAUGGAGGCUUCGAACACCCAAUGAGUGGGACAACAUGUCUGUUUGGUAUGAUCUGCUACAGUGGAGGAAUGAGAUGUACAACGUUGUGAUCGACGCCUUUAAGGAUUUUGGGAGUACGAACCCGCAGCUUCACCACCUAGGGUACCGAGACAAAGCGUGGAAUGUGAACAAGCUUGCUCACAUUGCUCGUAAGCAGGGGCUUUAUGAUGUUUGUGUCACCAUACUUGAGAAGAUGUACGGACAUUCAACAAUGGAGGUUCAGGAGGCAUUUGUUAAGAUAAGCGAACAGGCAAAGGCAUACCUGGAAACUAAGGGCGAGCUCAACACUGGUCUAAAUUUGAUCAAUAGUACUAACUUGGAAUAUUUUCCUCCCAAACAUAAAGCUGAAAUCUUCCGCAUCAAGGGAGAUUUCUUGCUAAAGCUAAAUGAUUCUGAAGGUGCUAAUCUUGCAUAUUCAAAUGCCCUCAGCCUGUUCAAGAAUUUGCCCAAAGGGUGGAUAAGUUGGGGAAGCUAUUGUGAUAUGGCUUACAAAGAAUCUCAUGAUGAGAUUUGGUUAGAGUAUGCUGUAAGCUGCUUCCUUCAAGGUAUCAGAUUUGGUGUGUCCAACUCCCGAAGCCAUCUCGCUCGUGUUCUCUAUCUUCUCAGUUUUGACACUCCCAAUGAGCCUGUGGGUCGGGCAUUUGAUAAGUGUUUGGAUCAAAUUCCGCACUGGGUUUGGCUUUCGUGGAUUCCGCAGCUACUCCUGUCCUUACAGAGGACAGAAGCACCUCAUUGCAAACUCGUUCUACUAAAGAUCGCCACCGUGUACCCUCAGGCUCUUUACUACUGGCUCCGCACAUAUCUGCUUGAACGCCGUGAUGUGGCCAAUAAAUCGGAGCAUGGUAGAAUGGCGAUGGCUCAGCAGAGAAUGCAGCAAAAUAUGCCCGGCCCUGGUGCAGGUUCCCUUGGUCACAGUGGGCCUGCUUUGGCCGCAGACAAUCAAGGCCAUCAAAGUGCACAAUCAUCAAGUGGUGGGAUGGGACCUCAUGACGGUGGAAGUCAUGGACAAGAACCUGAUAGAUCUGCAGUGACGGAUAGCAGCAUCCACAGCGGAAAUGAGCAACAAUCUAUGCAACAAGGCUCUUCAAACAUGGGCGACAGCAGUCAGAAUGCAUUAAGGCGUAAUAGUGCUCUUGGUUUGGUAGCUUCUGCGGCUAGUGCUUUUGAUGCUGCAAAAGAUAUAAUGGAGGCUCUCAGGAGCAAGCACUCAAAUUUGGCUACUGAGCUUGAGAUCCUGCUCACAGAGAUUGGCUCAAGGUUUGUAACUCUGCCCGAGGAGAGGCUGCUUGCAGUGGUCAAUGCCCUCCUCCACCGCUGCUAUAAAUAUCCAACUGCCACCACUGCAGAGGUCCCGCAAUCUCUCAAAAAGGAGCUCUCAGGAGUCUGCAGAGCCUGCUUCUCGGCCGAUGCAGUCAAUAAGCAUGUGGAGUUCGUAAGGGAGUAUAAGCAAGAAUUCGAGCGGGACCUUGACCCAGAGAGCACCACCACCUUCCCUUCCACCCUCUCGGAGCUGACUGAGCGGCUCAAGAACUGGAAAAAUAUUCUACAGAGCAAUGUGGAAGAUAGGUUCCCUGCUGUUCUGAAGUUGGAGGAGGAAAGCAGGGUCCUGCGCGAUUUCCAUGUUGUCGAUGUGGAGGUUCCAGGGCAAUAUUUCACCGACCAGGAAAUUGCACCAGACCACACAGUGAAGUUGGACAGAGUAGGAGCCGAUAUUCCUAUUGUGCGAAGACAUGGAAGCAGCUUCAGGCGACUGACUUUAAUUGGCUCCGAUGGCUCUCAACGCCACUUUAUUGUGCAGACAUCUCUGCCUCCUAAUGCUCGGAGUGAUGAACGUAUUCUUCAGCUAUUCCGAGUCAUGAACCAGAUGUUUGACAAGCACAAAGAGUCGAGAAGGCGGCACUUGUACAUUCACACGCCCAUCAUUAUCCCAGUUUGGUCACAGGUUCGGAUGGUGGAGGACGACCUAAUGUACAGCACGUUCCUUGAGGUGUAUGAGAACCACUGUGCUCGCAAUGACCGGGAGGCUGAUCUUCCAAUCACCUACUUCAAGGAGCAGCUAAAUCAAGCGAUAUCGGGCCAAGUCUCCCCUGAAGCUGUGGUUGAUCUCCGGCUCCAAGCCUACAAUGACAUAACAAAGAACCUUGUGACGGACAAUAUCUUCUCCCAAUACAUGUACAAGACUCUCCACAAUGGGAACCACAUGUGGGCCUUCAAGAAGCAGUUCGCCGUCCAGUUGGCCCUGUCAAGCUUCAUGUCCUUCAUGCUCCAGAUUGGUGGGAGAUCUCCGAACAAGAUCUUGUUUGCGAAGAACACUGGGAAGAUAUUCCAGACGGACUUCCACCCUGCAUAUGAUGCGAAUGGCAUGAUAGAGUUCAACGAGCCUGUUCCCUUCAGACUAACGAGAAAUAUGCAGGCUUUCUUCUCGCACUUUGGUGUAGAAGGCCUCAUCGUCUCCUCAAUGUGUGCGGCAGCCCAGGCUGUGACAUCACCGAAGCAAUACCAGCAUUUGUGGCAUCAACUGGCCAUGUUCUUCCGGGAUGAGCUGCUGUCGUGGUCUUGGAGGAGACCAUUGGGCAUGCCUAUGGCUUCUCUCGCUGGUGGAGGAAGUUUGAAUCCCGCAGACUUCAAGCACAAGAUCACUAACAAUGUUGAGCAUGUGAUUGGCCGCAUAAACAGGAUAUCACCUCAGUUCUACUCCGAAGAGGAUGAGAAUGCCAUGGACCCACCGCAGUCGGUACAGCGGGGUGUGAUGGAAUUGGUAGAAGCAGCAUUGACUCCUCGGAACUUAUGUAUGAUGGACCCGACAUGGCAUCCUUGGUUCUAACUCAGGAGACAGGACUUAUCUAUGAUGGAUCCGACGAGGCAUCCUUGGUUCUAACUUAGGAGAUAGACUGUAGAUUUUCCGAGGGUUAGAGCUUCCAGUAGUAAGUAGGAUAAGUUUGUGUGUGUUUGUGUAUAUCUCUACUGUACAUAUGGUAUGUUUUGUACUUAGAUGGGAUAGUAACUUGUAAUUCAAAAUUCGGAUUCCUUCAUCGAAAGGGAAAACUUUUGGAUAAUUAUACAUUACCAACAGUUAUUAUAAAUUAUGAAAAUAUUAUUGAUA